GCGCAGCACUAACACACACACUAAUGGAUUCUGGACCUUCGCUCUCCCUAUCACUCUUUGUGAGGCUGUUCAUGAUUUCUGCCACAGCAUCAGCAGUCAACCUUGAAGGGGAACUUUUCAAGGAUUUAAUGAAGGGCUACAACAAGAACAUCCGGCCCAUGGAGAACAGUGGGGACAUCACUCAGGUCGACAUCAAGAUGACGCUCACCAACCUCAUCUCUCUGAAUGAAAAGGAGGAGGCCUUGACAACAAGUGUCUGGAUAGAAAUGCAAUGGUGUGACUACAGGCUCAGAUGGGACCAACCGCCCAGGUCAGCCCUGUAUGGGAACAUCACCUCUGAGCUGCGGAUCCCCUCCAAGAGCAUCUGGCUGCCAGAAGUCAUACUGGAGAACAAUGUGGAUGGACAAUUCGAGGUGGCACUUUACUGCAACGCACUGGUGUCUCCUAACGGCUGCGUGUACUGGCUGCCUCCUGCCAUCUACCGCAGUGCUUGUGCCAUCACCGUCAACUACUUUCCCUUUGACUGGCAGAACUGUACCAUGGUCUUCCGCUCCCAGACUUACAGUGCCAACGAGAUCAAACUGGUUCUCAAAGAGGAGGAUAACCACACAAUGGAGUGGGUGGAUAUUGACCCGGAGGCUUUUACAGAAAAUGGAGAGUGGGCCAUUAAACACAGGCCGGCUAAGACACUGAUCAACACUCAGUACACUAAGGAUGAGCUGGAGUACCAGGAGGUGGUCUUCUUCCUCAUCAUCCAGAGAAAGCCCCUCUUCUACGUCAUCAACAUCAUCGCUCCCUGCGUGCUCUUCUCCUCCCUCGGCCUCCUGGUCUACUUCUUACCUGCCAAAGCGGGUGGUCAGAAGUGCACCAUGUCUGUUGCCACUCUUCUGGGCCAGACUGUGUUCCUCUUCCUUAUCGCGAAGAAGGUUCCAGAGACUUCCAGGGCAGUGCCACUUAUUGAAAAGUAUUUGAUGUUUGUGAUGUCAGUGACCACCAUGGUGGUGAUGAACUGUGUGAUAGUCCUCAACGUUUCCCUGAGAACCCCCAACACUCACAUAAUGACAGACAAAGUCCGAAAGAUCCUGCUAAACAUCCUGCCUCGACUGCUGAGGAUGCAGAUGCUACCCUGGACACCAAACUGUGACAAUGCUUCAGAAACUGGAAACAGUGAAGCUCUGGCUCCAGACGGCGUGCUCCUAGUCCCCUGCCGACGCCGCAGCUCCAUGAACCUCAUCACCAAGGCAGAGGAAUAUGUUAUGAAAACAGCUCGGUCUGAACUCAUGUUUGCCAGACUCAAAGAAAGAAACGGCCUCAUGAAAUCAGUAUUAGAGAAGCUACAUGAUGGGCUGGAGGGGGGUACAGCUGAGCAGCUCAGUGCCAGCCUGGCAAAGGCUUCUCCACAGCUGAAGCAGUGCGUGUCCUCCUGCAAACACAUAGCUGAGACUGCAAGACAACACAACAACUUCCAGAAUGAGAAUGAAGAGUGGUUCCUGGUCGCCCGGGUGAUCGACAGGGUCUGCUUUAUUGUCAUGGUGUCGGUGUUUUUUAUCGGCACGAUUGGGAUCUUCCUGAUGGGCCACUUCAACCAGCCUCCCUCCUCGCCUUUCCCCGGGGAUCCCAAGAAGUAUCUCCCUUCAAUAAACAACCUCACUGAGCUAACUGAGAGUGGGAUAGGAGCAAACCUUCUGGGGUGAACCGGGGGAAUGUCUCCAGACUUUAUCCCUUUAAUCGAAAGUGGGAAUCUGACGGUGUCCGUCUGUGAUCUUUCACUAAUGACUGGGACACACAGAGAGAAUCGAGAAGAUUUGGGGUCUGUCAGACUAUCACGAGUCAAACAUGCUUGUUCGUGGUGAUAAAGGAUCCAGCGCACAGUUGUGUGGUUGCCACGCUUGUUCCGUGGUGACGCAUACUGGUAUCAGCUGUGACCGAUUGUUGAGGCUGAGAAUAUGUUUAGCAUAAAAUGCUGUGUAAGAUAAAAAAGAGCAUGUUCCUUUUCUCUUCCCGUUGCCAGCUCAGUGUUUGAUGUACGUUUUCAUUUUCACCUGCUGUUGAUCAAAUCCAAGGCCAUCAUGAUAAACUACAUGAGACAUGUGUUGAUCUCACACGUGAAGAGUGAACAACAGCCAAAUGAAUG
Cottoperca gobio is the source of this 2134-nucleotide messenger RNA. RefSeq names its product cholinergic receptor, nicotinic, gamma (gene chrng). The coding region runs from base 24 to 1694 and encodes 556 amino acids. Gene Ontology annotation, cellular component: postsynaptic membrane. The record is from RefSeq and is a predicted model, not a curated record. Gene Ontology annotation, biological process: monoatomic ion transmembrane transport. NCBI's taxonomy places the organism in Eukaryota, Metazoa, Chordata, Actinopteri, Perciformes, Bovichtidae. Gene Ontology annotation, molecular function: transmembrane signaling receptor activity; acetylcholine-gated monoatomic cation-selective channel activity. The transcript has 12 exons.